Messenger RNA from Acyrthosiphon pisum (pea aphid), 3345 nucleotides. Its product is annotated as Ionotropic receptor 8a. The record is from RefSeq and is a predicted model, not a curated record. The transcript has 10 exons. Gene Ontology annotation, cellular component: membrane. Bases 1820 to 3283 code for a protein of 487 amino acids. Gene Ontology annotation, molecular function: signaling receptor activity; ligand-gated monoatomic ion channel activity. NCBI's taxonomy places the organism in Eukaryota, Metazoa, Arthropoda, Insecta, Hemiptera, Aphididae. Gene Ontology annotation, biological process: monoatomic ion transport.
GACGACGUUUAUGACGGUGUUUAUACUAUAUAGCUACACACUUAUACCUAUGUAUAUACAUACGUAUAUGUGAUAUUCACAACAGAUAAGCAAUACUCGACGGCAAUUAAUUGGGGAAAAAAAUUUAAAAAUAGCUGGAAAAUUAAAUUCGACUAUAAUGCAAUCAUGAUCCUUGACAUAAGUAAUUCAAGUAGGUAUUAAAUUCCACGAAAAAACCGUUAAUUUUUUUGGUCGGGAAUAGGUUUUGGUCAUAAAACUGGGAUUGAAAAUAUGUGGUAACCGCUUUAAUGUUAAUAUUUAGAUAUUUACCUUGACUACCGAUAACCAAUAACCGCUUCCAGCGUUCCAAAACUAAAAGCGGUUAUCGGUUUUUGGUUCUCAAAUUUACGGUUUUUUACCGGUUUUAAGCACUGUUAUAAUAUUAUCAUUCCAAAAUGCUGUCUGGGAAAUAUCGUAUCUUAUACUACGACAGAGUAUACAAAACGAUAAAUGUUUAUGAGGUGUACAGCAGUAUAAUAGGUAAAUGUACCUAGAUAUAUUAUAUAUUGCACUUACAUAAUAUUCUGAGUGUUCAAGACUCAAGUUCCUGCAUCUAUAUCGUCCUGGAAAGCUAUGGAAAUGAUACUAUUAGUAUAUAUACCUAAAUUACAUUAAAAAUAGUAAUUUAUUAAAAUAUCAAUAUUAAUGCAAGUUUUUGUAUUCUAAACAGUUUGCAGUGUUGCGUCGAAUAACACAUUAGCCACCAUUGAUCUUCUCAUUCCCUCGUGUAUACCAUGCUGGAAAAUAAGUAACGCUAAUUCCAUGGCCUAUUUCCGAACUGACUUUUCUUACAUUCAACCGGCAAUCCAAUUAAUUGAAUCGUAUGUCACAUGGUUGAAUAUUACCAAAGAAAUUACAUUCGUAUUCACUAACCAACAAGGUAAAUAUUUUAUUUUUAAUAGAUUUUCUAUAAUAUUAAACAAAAUUCGUGUACUCAGACGCAGAUCAAGCCGUAACCUAUUUGACUUCAGGAAAAUCAUCUUUAAGAGCUAUUGUCUUGAGUCGUCUAACAUCGAAUGAAAUUGAUCAACUUAAGAAUACAAAAAUUGGUAUUAGACACGUAGCUCUAAUAGGAAAUAAUUUGGACCAAUAUGUGCAAACAGUUAGUGCAACAAUAAAUUUAAACAGUCGUGUGCAGUGUGCUCGUGUACCCUAUAUACCUAUAAUGUAAAAAACAACUUUUUUUAUAUCAGAUAAAUCAAGAAAAAUUAAUAAAACUGGAUGAAUCGUGGAUAAUUGUUACAAACGAUACGACCAAACUAAAACUUGAUUCGGCAGUAACGCUCAUGAAGUUCACGUCAUGGGAAAAUGGAUAUACAAAUAAAAUGACGCGUGCUAAAACAUUAUUUAACUUCAUUUUCUACUUUCUUGACCGUGUAUCGCGAGAUCGUCCAAAACUUAGUUGUGACUUGAUUUCUGAUGUUUUAGUAUUAGAAAAACGAAAGGAAAUCGAAAAUUUACUCAACUCGUACGAAAAUAAAAAUGAAUUUCAAUACGACAUCGACACCAACCUGAUGACGUACAACGAACGAGCAAUGAUACUCAAAGUCAGUCCACAUGGUGUACCUAACCAAUUGGGUACGUGGACCUUAAAUGGAGGUUUAGAAAUGAAAUACGAUGCUUCGACAGUAGUCAACGGCCGCCGAUUCUUCAGAGUUGGGACCGCAAAGGUUAGCUUGCAUUUUAUUAGUGGUUCAGCAUAUUAUCAUGAUAUUAUUAUUGUAAUCGUAAGUCUGACGAGCUCUGUUUUUUUUACCCAAAGUCUAUUCCUUGGACGUUCAUGGAAGACGUGUGGAAAGGUUAUUGUAUCGAUCUAAUCGAAAAACUGUCAAAAGAAAUGAAUUUCAAAUACGAACUAGUCGUUAAAGACAAAUUUGGUUCACUCGAUCCAGUGACGAAUCAAUGGAACGGGCUCAUCGGUGGACUUGUGGAAGGAGAACUAGAUAUUGUGAUAGCUGCACUCACCAUGACAUCGGAACGGGAAGAAGUUAUAGAUUUCAUUGCCCCGUACUUUGAACAAACGGGAAUAUCGAUAGUGAUCAGGAAACCGUCCAGAAAAACUUCACUGUUCAAGUUUAUGACCGUACUGAAACCCGAAGUUUGGCUCAGUAUCGUAGCUGCUCUGGCCAUGACCGCGGUCAUGAUCUGGGUACUGGACAAAUAUUCACCUUACAGUGCACAGAACAACAAAACAAAAUACGAACAGUUCAGACAUUUCACACUCGUCGAGAGCUUUUGGUUCGCCUUGACGUCAUUUACUCCACAAGGAGGAGGAGAAACGCCAAAGGCGAUCAGCGGUCGCGUAUUGGUGGCCGCGUAUUGGGUUUUCGUGGUCCUCAUGUUGGCCACGUUCACAGCAAAUUUGGCAGCAUUUCUGACGGUGGAACGGAUGCAAACACCGGUGCAGUCCUUGCAACAAUUAGCUCGACAGUCGAGAAUCAAUUAUUCGGUGAUUGACGGUAGCGACGCCCAUCAUUUCUUUCGCAACAUGAAAAUGGCAGAAGACAUUUUAUACAAUGUGUGGAAAGAGAUAGCAUUAAAUCAAACGAACAAUCGAAAAGAUUUUCGAGUUUGGGAUUAUCCAAUCAAAGAAGAAUAUGGACAAAUAUUAGCGGCAAUAGAAAGAACUGGAACCGUUCCGAACAGAUCCGUCGGAUAUCAAAUGGUAUUGGACAACGAGCAAGGUGAAUUCGCUCUGAUUCACGAUUCGUCGGAUAUUGAGUAUGAGGUUUAUAAUAAUUGUAACCUGACCGAGGUGGGUGAAAUAUUUGCGGAAAGGCCAUAUUCGAUUGCUGUCCAGCAAGGAAGUCUCAUACAAGAGGAAAUUAGUAGAAAGAUAUUGGAUUUACAAAAAGAUAGAUUUUUCGAACUGUUGAACGCCAAAUAUUGGAAUGCUUCCAAAGUGAGCAUGUGCCCGAAUGCCGAUGAUAGCGAAGGCAUCACAUUAGAGAGUUUAGGAGGCGUUUUCAUAGCUACAUUAGUUGGCUUGUUGAUAGCGUUGAUUACACUUGCUUUUGAAGUCGUCUAUUUUAAACACAAACGAGCCAAGGUAGCUGAAGUUAGUGUUGUUAAUAACACCGUUCAUAAGGAUAAACUGAUGUACGGUCACGAGUUAUUCAUGACACUAGGCAGGAAUUCAAAUUUAGAUGAUCAAACACGUUGGGCAAACAAGAUCAAGCUAGAUUCAACUACAGGCCGGCUAAACAACGCACUAUUCUUUCGUAGAAACAAAUUUCAAAAUUAGAACUUCAGUUGUUUGAUAUAAUGUUUUAUAAUAUUUAUAAAUAUAGUAUGGAUAAAAAAUGA